AUGGUAGAGCACUAUAUAAAGAACCUUAGAAAGACACCAACAAAAUCAGGAAGUAAAAAAAGAUUUCAUCAUUUAAAUGACAAAUUAAAUCAACUAACCGUGCAAUCAUCUUUUUCUAACUUCGACAAAAAAUUAAUUUAUGGAAAUUCCUUCGACUUUGGUGAUUUUGAUAGCUGUUUAGCUACAAAGAUUGAUCAGUCAGGCGUUUCUGGGAAGUACUGCAUGAUCAAAUAUCAUUCUGAUGAUGCCAUAUCAGUUCCUCCGAGUGAGAAUCAAUUUACUUUAAGUAUUCACAAUCUUAAAUGGAAGAACAUUGAUGAAAGUUUUGGAGGCGCAAUUUGUAUUCCGAGUGUAUGCAACAAUGAUGUAAUAGAAACUAUAACAAAUCAAUUAUUCAACGGAACAAGUUUAAGUCUGACGACUGAUUAUGAACAAGAGGAGUUCUGCCAAGUACAAAAGACAAUUAACUUUAAUUAUAGUGAUUAUAUAAUAUUAUCUUAUUAUCCUUUGAGUAACUCCGAAAAGAUGCUUAAAUUCAUGGAAAACCCAUACACAAAAUUAGUUCAAGUGUUUCCAUUUGGACUUUUGGGAUUCUUUGUCAUCAGCAGUGCCCUUACAACAAAAAAGAUACUUAACUUACUCGAUAAGCAGUCAUUUAAUUUCUUCAACAUUUUUAUUGAGCGAUAUGCUCGAACUAUGUUUGUUGUCGCUGCUGUAAUAUGCAUGAACAUUUUCAUUAACAAUUUGCAUAUUUAUCAAGCACCGUAUUAUUUUCCUGAUCAACAAUCCGAAGGAUGUAGGAAGUAUUGGUGGACGGCAAUGCUUUUAAUACAGAAUUAUUAUCAUUCUGGUGUUACGGACAUGUGCGCCCCACAAUGUUGGUUCUUGAGUGCGAACUUUCAUUUCUUCAUACUGACACCACUUGUUAUCUUCCCAAUUUGGAAAUGGAAGCAAUCUGUGUGGGUUAUUAUACCAGCAUUACUAGCUGCAUCUCAAGCAUUCAUAUUUCUCUAUGCUAUUCAAAAUGAAAGUUUUCUAAAGCAAGCGAAUUUCUUUGCCAUCACCGACAACAAUUUUUCGAGCUUUUAUCUUCAAUCUCACUAUCUAGCAUCAGCUUGGAUUAUUGGAAUGCUUCUUGGAUAUGUAUUCUAUAGUUGUAAGGACUUUGAAAUGAGCUGGAUCCUCAAAUCAUUCCUUAUAGCCUUCAUUAUAUUCAUGUUCUUUAAAUUAUUUGCUUGGAACUUUGUUUUUGGUCAACCUGAAUUUAAUAUCUUCUUAUUUACAAUUGAUCGAUUGCUAAUCUCUCUUCUCGCUGCAAGUGUCCUCUUCUUUUGUAACUACAUACAUGGAGACUAUGGAAUAUCAAAGCUUGCAGCAAAUAUUCCAAUCAAUCUUUUAUGGACUGUAAUUGAUCGAGUUGGAUUGUCACUAUAUCUUGUACAUCCAGCUGUAAUAAUUGGAAGUACUGUAAUAAGCAAGCAGCCUAUGUCAUUUGAUAUCAUACCUAUUACUAUUACUGCAUUUGGGGAUUUCUUAUUAUCACUGAUACUAGCUGUAUUUCUUUACUUGCUGAUUGAAAAUCCAUUUUUGAAUAUCACAAAAAGAUUUCUAAACUUGAAUUUGUCAAUGCGAUCUUCAUUUUCGAAUUAUGACAAAAAAUUUGUAUACGGAAAUUCAUUCGAUUUCGGUGAUUUUGACAGUUGCAUUUCUACAAAUGUCAACGGUUCAAGUAUAGUCGGAAAACAUUGCAUGAUUAAAUUUCAGUCUAGUGAUGUGAUUGCUGUUAAUCCAAGUGUAAGCCCUCGAAAUCUCAAAUGGAAGAACAUUGAUGUAAGUUUUGGCGCUGCAGUUUGUGUCCCAGAUAAGUGUGGUAAUAAUGAAAUCAGAGCUAUAAUUGAUCAGCUGUUUAAUGGAACAGAGUUGCACUUAUCAACUGAUUAUGAGCAGGAAGAAUUUUGUCAAUUACAAAAACCAAUGAGUUUUAAAUUUAGUGACUAUAUAGUAAUCUCAUCACUUGAUUAUCUGAAGCCACUUCGAGCCACACUCUACUUAGGACUUGUUUUUUAUCAUUCUAUUUUUAUCCGAGCUGUUUUUCCAUCCACAAACUCGGAAAAGAUUUUAAAGUUUGAAGAAAGUGCUUUUUCCAAAACUGUAUCAACAUUUCCUUUUGGAUUAACAGGUUUUUUUGUAAUUAGCAGUAUGCUCACAACUUUGAAGAUACUUCGACUACUUGAUAAAAAAUCGUUGAACUUUUUCAAGAUGACUAUUGAGCGAUAUACUCGAACUGUUGUUGUAAUAGCAUUCGUUAUAUUUAUUACUGUUUUCAUUAACAGUUUGGAACUAUUUCAAGCUCCUUACUAUUUUCCUGAUCAACAAUCUAAAGAAUGUCGAGAAUAUUGCUUCGCCAUAACAAAUCCCAAGUUUUCGAAAUAUUACCUCCAAUCACAAUACUUAGCCUCAGCGUGGAUCAUUGGGAUGCUCAUUGGAGUCAUCUUUCAUAGAAAUAAGAAACUAAAGAUGAAUUUGGCCAUGAAGUUAUCUCUUCAGCUUUACAUAGCCUUAAUGUUAUUCAAAUUAUUUGCAUGGAAUUUUAUUUUCGGACAGCCGGAAUUCAAUAUUUACUUGUUUACGAUUGAUCGCUUGCUCAUUUCACUUCUUGCUGGAAGUGUUCUGUUCAUAUUUAAUUAUUCUUCAAACAUGCAAAAUCAAUCAAUUAAACCAAGAUUCUAUAAGAUUAGUUUGAUAUGGACUGUGAUUGAUCGUUUGGGAUUCUCACUUUAUGUCGUGCAUUUAUCAGUCAUAACUGCAAAUGUUGUGAUACAGAAGCAGCCUUUGACAAUGGAAUUAUUUUAUAUAUUUAAGGCAGCGAUUUCUGACCAAAUCUUGUCUCUAUUUUGUGCACUUCUUCUCUAUCUGUUUAUUGAAACACCGUUCCGUAAACUUAUAAAGAUAGUUUUGGCUAAAAGAAUUUCAUAUUGUAAUGUACCGCAGCAAGUUGCAGAUGUUCCAAGGGCUUGAAUCUUUAUUACACUUUAUUACAUUAAGCAUUAAAUUUCUUUAAAAAUAAAACUAUUGUUUCUUUAUUCC
Chironomus riparius is the source of this 3087-nucleotide messenger RNA. NCBI's taxonomy places the organism in Eukaryota, Metazoa, Arthropoda, Insecta, Diptera, Chironomidae. The record is from the annotation of a GenBank genome assembly.